AUGGCUUACAGCUGGAGAUCAUUCGCGGUGUUGCUCUUCACGUUACACGUGGAAGCAUGCAGGCCUGCGCCCCAACCUUCAACGUCUUGCGACUCGGUUGACCGGGGCUAUCAAUGUCGACCAGAAAUCUCACACUUCUGGGGACAGUAUUCGCCUUACUUCACUGUCCAAUCUGAAAUUGACGCUUCCAUUCCCUCGGGGUGUGAGGUGACCUUUGUCCAGAUGCUGUCGAGACAUGGGGCACGGGACCCAACUGCUUCCAAAACCAAAACGUACAACAGUACGGUAGCGGCUAUCAAAAAGUCAACUACUUCGUACGGUCCCGGAUACGAGUUCAUCAAGGACUACGAGUACACCCUGGGUGCUGAUCAGCUCACCACCUUUGGUCAACAGGAGCUUUUCAAUGCCGGUGUGAAAUUCUUUCACCGGUAUGAAAAGUUUGCUCGCAGUACCCUCCCUUACUUUCGGGCUUCUGGCGAAGAUAGAGUAGUAGAGUCGGCCCAAAAUUGGACCCAAGGCUUCCACCAAGCACGCCUUGCCGCUGGGAACUCUGAUCAAGACCCCUUUCCUUACAACAUCCUCACAAUAUCAGAAGAUGAAGGCUUCAACAACACAAUGAGCCACAGUCUUUGCACAAACUUCGAAGAAGGACCCAACGAUGAGAUCAAGCACAACGCGCAAGCCAUCUGGAAAUCUGUGUGGCUGCCGCCUAUCACAGCCCGCCUCAACAAGAACCUGCCUGGUGCAAAUAUAACUGCAGACCAGACAGUUUCCAUCAUGGACUUGUGCCCUUUCAACACGGUCGCUAACGCUGCUGGGAACAUCUCUGAAUGGUGUUCUCUCUUUACCGAGGACGAUUGGCACGGCUACGAUUACUACGAGUCCUUGGACAAGUACUAUGGAUACAGCUACGGUAACCCGUUGGGCCCAACCCAGGGUGUUGGCUAUACCAAUGAACUUAUUGCCCGCCUGACGAAUUCCAGCGUAGAUGACCACACCAGCACCAACUCAACGCUUGAUGGUUCAGCUGACACGUUCCCGUUGGGUCUGCCACUGUACGCUGAUUUCUCCCACGACAACGAUAUGACUGCUAUCUUCAGUGCCAUGGGCCUGUAUAACGCAACAGCACCUCUUUCGAAUGACACGAUCGAGACAACCGCGGAGACUCACGGGUACAGCGCCAGUUGGACAGUCCCAUUUGCUGCAAGAAUGUAUGUAGAAAAGAUGACUUGUGGAAGCGACGAGGAGCUUGUCAGGGUCUUGGUCAACGACCGUGUGAUUCCACUCCAGAAUUGUGGCGCAGAUGCUCUUGGGCGAUGCACCUUGGAUGCGUAUAUUUCGAGCCUCACAUUCGCACAAAGCGAUGGUGUCUGGGAUCAGUGCUUCACAUAA
Messenger RNA from Neoarthrinium moseri, 1392 nucleotides. RefSeq lists its product as uncharacterized. Bases 1 to 1392 code for a protein of 463 amino acids. Gene Ontology annotation, molecular function: acid phosphatase activity. Lineage: Eukaryota; Fungi; Ascomycota; Sordariomycetes; Amphisphaeriales; Apiosporaceae. The record is from RefSeq and is a predicted model, not a curated record. The transcript has 2 exons.